Molecule: messenger RNA, 972 nt
Organism: Exophiala aquamarina CBS 119918
Lineage: Eukaryota; Fungi; Ascomycota; Eurotiomycetes; Chaetothyriales; Herpotrichiellaceae
Exons: 1
Coding region: 1-972 (323 amino acids)
Biological process (GO): hydrogen sulfide metabolic process; glutathione metabolic process
Molecular function (GO): sulfur dioxygenase activity
Source: RefSeq, a predicted model, not a curated record
AUGGCGACUAAGACUACCAAACAUCAACCAUCAAUGACGACUACGACCGCCAACGAGCCACAGAUACACACUGUGUUUGAGCCUGUCACUGGAACAUGGCAAUAUGUGGUUGCCGACCCAGACACCAAAGAAGCCGUCAUAAUCGAUUCGGUGCUUGACUACGACAAGGAAGCCGGGAUGAUCAGCACCAAGUCUGCCGACCAGUUGUCGAAGGUAGUAUCAGACCAUGGAUACACGAUUACUCGGAUCCUCGACACACAUGCACAUGCAGACCAUUUGACUGCAUCGAGGUAUUUGCAGAACGUGCUGGCGCAGAGACAACCCGCACGUUCACGGCCGCAAGUGUGCAUCGGAAGACGCAUUCUAGAUGUCCAGGAAAGGAUGAGGGAAAUCUACAAUAUCCCACAAGAAGACAUACACGAAGCGUUCGACUAUACUUUCGACGAUGAUGAGACCUUCGCUAUCGGUGGUAUUGAGGCCCGAGUCAUUCACUUGCCCGGCCAUACACCCGACCACAUUGGCUAUGUUAUUGGGUCAAAUGUGUUUACCGGCGACUCAAUGUUCAAUCCUGAUGUCGGAUCAGCUCGAUGCGAUUUUCCUGGGGGCUCGGCCACGGAGCUGUACAACUCGAUGCAGAAAUUACUAGACCUUCCAGGCCAUUUCAAGCUAUACACUGGCCAUGAUUAUCCGCCUGAGACGCGAGAAGGGCCGGUGGGAGCACAUGGCACCAAAGCCGUUCCAUUUACGACCGUGAAGACCCAAAGUGAAGAGAACAAGCAUGUCAAACGAGGAACCAAAAAGGAAGAAUUUGUGAAAUGGAGGUCGGACCGAGAUCAAGGCCUUGCAGCGCCAAAAUUGUUACAACAGUCUAUGCAAGUGAAUGUUCGAGGCGGUAAGCUGCCUGCAGCCAGUUCGGACGGAUUCAGAUUCGUGAAUGUGCCUCCGGACGUUGCACAGGUAAGAGGAGGCUAA